GUUGAGGUGGGUGAGAGUGCAGCUGCCCGUCCCUGUGGUCAGCUACAGAAGCCCUUCAUCUGUGAAUCUGCAGCAGUAGGCCAGACUCAGUUCCAAGCCUGAGGACUUUGAUCUCCUGCUUUGACCAAAGCUCUUGCUGCUGGAAGGACAACCCUGCAGGUCUCAGGAUGCGUCUGAUCCUCUUUCUGUACUUCAUCCCUCUGCUGCUCCUGCUGCUUCCAAUCAUUGAGAUGAAAAAACCCGGGAAAGGCAGAGGGCUUAAAAAAGCAAGACAGAAACUUGCACAGGACAGGCUGAGGGUAAGAGGUCACAGGCGCCAGAGCAGAUCCAGGUUUGUGGCACCAAACUGUUUGGAGUUGUCAGAAUCUGGAGAAGCCUUUGUGGACUGUCAGGAUCAACAUCUCACCUCCGUCCCCGCCUCAAACACCUGGUCCAUAGAACCCAAGUUCUUCCUUCUCGCUCGAAACCAAAUUAAAGUCCUCCACGACAGAACCUUCUUUGGCUAUGAGCGUUUGACCAGUCUGGACCUCCAACAGAAUCAGAUCUCUCGUAUAGAGGAAGGGGCUUUUGAUGGUUUAUCACAGCUUACAACCCUUCUGCUGCAACACAACCAACUGAGCACACUGAGUGAAGAAACUCUGAUCCCCAUGCCAAACCUUCACUACCUGCGGCUACAUAAUAACCCCUGGAAAUGCCUCUGCCCCAUGGAAAGCCUCAUACGCACUCUUCAAGUCCCAAGCAACCGAAAUCUAGGAAAUCACGCCAAAUGUGCAGAGCCCAGCAGUUUAAAAAACAGGAAGUUGAAGAAAGUUGAUCCUGAUUUACUUUGUGAAGAAUUAGAGCCAAACAACAACCUAACGGUCUCCAUAGAGCCCAGUCCGCUCCUARGCAAGCCAGACGCUACAACGAUCUGCCACACCUACUUCUUCCCUAAAACAUGGAUGGACUGCAGAAACCGAGGUCUGACUCAGGUGCCCUCAGGUAUUCCAGAGCAUGCUGUUCAAGUUGACCUGUCCCAUAAUUCAAUCCGUCACCUCAAACCAAGAGAUUUCCAAGGAGCACGGAGUCUCAGAAUCCUUAACCUCAGCAAGAACAACAUGGAGCACUUAGACACGGGAUCCCUGUCUGGGCUUUUGCAUCUCCAUGAGCUGGAUUUAUCGGACAACAAACUGGGUUUUAUUCAGUAUGGGGUGUUAGAAGAUCUUUACUUCCUGUCAGAGCUAAAACUAGAAGGAAAUCCCUGGGUCUGUGACUACAACAUCCACUACAUGGUUUACUGGUUACGUCUGCACCCAGGAGUGAAGCACUCUGGAUUGUGGUGUCACUCUCCAUUGGAAUACACUGGCCAGAGUGUGCAGAAGUAUGUGCACUCCUACAACAGAGAGUGUCCCAAAGACAAACAACUCAGCAGACCUGACCAAGGCCAAACGGACCCGGAGCUUUGGGGGACUCCGAUGGAGUUGCAGGGCGAGGUCGAGGAAGAGCUGGAGCCGAGCCACUUGAGAGCGCCGCAGAAAUAUCAGAUCUUCAGGCUGUCCUGACUCAAAUGAAAACAUGGUCCAAAAUCUGAAUAUAAUAAGACCCUUUUCUAACUUUCAUUUAAACAUGUAAAUUUGUUUUUUAUAUUGAAAAAAUACAUUCUGUUGUUUUAAGAUAAGUCAAGAGUGUCUCUUAAGUCAGGCAGCACAGUGAUGCAGUGGUUAGAGCCGUYGUCUCUCAGUGAUAAGGUUUCAGGUGGAGUUUGUAUGUUCUCGCUGCGCACGCGUGGGUUUUCUCUCACAGGCAAAAAACAUGCAAGCUAGAUUAAUUGGUCACUUUUGYCGCUAGUCAUCGUUUGUCUCAUCGUCUCCGUGUGACCCUGUGAUGGACUUGAGACCUGUCCAGGGUGAACCCCGCCCCUCCCACUGACUGCUGGAUAUACGCUUCAGCUCCACGUGACCAAUGGUCUCUUAAUUCAAAAUACGAGGGCCGGUUGGAGUUUUUGUGUGUUAAAUAUGACCUGAUUUGGGUUGUGCACACCUGCAUCCAACCCAAAAAUACAUAAAUAUAUUUAAAACAAUUAAAAUGAUCAAAACAAGUGAUGUAAUCAGGCAAAACUCACUGAUAUGCUUCAGGCUGGAGCAGUUUAAAGAUGCGCAGCGUGAGAUGGGUCACGAACGGGUGGUAGUUCUGCAGGAUUUGCUUCGCUGUGUCGUCGGUUACGCAGGCUUUUCCUGUCGAAACGUUGAUCUAACGAGGACAAAAAGAGCCCAGUGCUUACUUUUCACACCAAUAUAAAUAAUUAAAUACAAGCAGCUGCUUCUUUAUACAAACUUGACUCAACAAUGUGCCUGACUGGAUGAUGGAUUUCCAUGUACAACAUACCUCCGAACAGUUUAGCCAGUUUCUCAAAGUCUAAAUACUGAAAUAUCUUGUUGGAUUGGGGAGGAAUACUACAUGACAUUUAUUUAAAACAUUUUUCAAUAAGGCUACUUUUUUUCGGGUUUGAAAUUUGAUCCUCAGGGUUUUAUUUUGCAUAUUGAGCCGCUGGUGUCUUUACUGCGCUCGCUGCCAACUCUGCCACUUUUUAGGGCAUUACAAUGUGGACGAGCAGGCCCAGUCUGUUUCCAAACAUAGUCACGUUAAAAAAACUAUUUAUCAGGAGAAGUGUUUCACAGAAACACCAGGGCAAAGACAGCCAACACUGCUCUCACUUUGCCAGCAGACGUAAAUCCAAAACAAACAGACUCGACAGCUGCAAAGUGAGAAACACAGUCAGGAAUAGCACUUGUUGAAAGUUACCUUGCAGCUGAACUAGACGCACACACACACACGUAAACAUUAACAAAUAUAGGUUUAAUAUACAUAAUAAUGAGCUGGAACUGACUUUGAUCAAGUGCACUGAGAGACUGGAUGUAUAGUUUACAGUGGAGUUUAUAUGACAAGUAUGAUCUCAUCASUGAAAGCUCACAGAAGAGAUCUGCUGCAGCUUUAAAAACACGACCAUCACUUCACUGAGCAAGAGUUAAUCAGCUUCACCGACUAUAAAUAAUACAAAUAAACACAUGAAUGAUGAGAGAUGUGAGGUUUUCAGGCAGAACUGAGAGUCCAUCAAAUCGCUCACCUAUCUGCUCAUCUCUGUUGCUUACAGAAACUCGUUUCCAACCUCUGCAAUGUUCAUAGAAAAACAAAAGUUAGUUAAGAAAAUGAAAUGAGAAUAAAUGUAAAAUGAUUUGAUUAAAGUUACAAAUACCUGAAA
This is a messenger RNA of Austrofundulus limnaeus, 3238 nucleotides long. Its product is annotated as leucine-rich repeat-containing protein 17. Gene Ontology annotation, molecular function: protein binding. NCBI's taxonomy places the organism in Eukaryota, Metazoa, Chordata, Actinopteri, Cyprinodontiformes, Rivulidae. Gene Ontology annotation, cellular component: plasma membrane. Bases 168 to 1541 code for a protein of 457 amino acids. The transcript has 7 exons. The record is from RefSeq and is a predicted model, not a curated record.